AUGGGAAAGAAGCGAAAGUCCACCGCCACAAGUCUCGACGAAGUGGAUCGAACCAUGUAUGCUUCCUUUUGUACCACCGCAAAUUCUAUUUCGCAACUCUACACUCACGCCAUGAAUCACCAGAAACUCUCCUUCCAUGCCGGUGAACGCAACGCCCUCGAAAAACUUUAUCAAUGGAUUUGGAAACAAGAAGAAGGAGGGUCAAGGGUUGGAACAGUUGAUGUUGUUAAUUACAUUCAGAAUGAGUUGGAUUAUUGCGGAGAAGAGCCAUCCAUGUCACCUAGAGCACCUCCGCAGCACCAGCAGCCACAGCCAAUGAUGCCAGUCACCAGUGCUGCAGGUUUUCCAGUCACUUCAGGAUCUUCUGGCCAAGGAUUCCGCUCUGACCCUUGUGAAAAUCAACCUGUGUUUUCAAAUGCAUUAUCAAGCCCUGUACGUCGAAAUCUUCAGCUUUAUCAAAUUGGUGAGGGAGGAGUCUCUGCCGGAAAUGAAAAUCAAAGCAGGGAAUCAAAUGCUGCGAGUUCCAACAAUGAUUCUGCCAUGGAUAUGUAUGCAGACUAA
Molecule: messenger RNA, 561 nt
Organism: Lathyrus sativus (Indian pea)
Lineage: Eukaryota; Viridiplantae; Streptophyta; Magnoliopsida; Fabales; Fabaceae
Source: the annotation of a GenBank genome assembly